Messenger RNA from Phymastichus coffea, 1313 nucleotides. It is a transcript of the gene Ak2, whose product is annotated as adenylate kinase. Gene Ontology annotation, biological process: ADP biosynthetic process. Gene Ontology annotation, molecular function: AMP kinase activity; ATP binding. NCBI's taxonomy places the organism in Eukaryota, Metazoa, Arthropoda, Insecta, Hymenoptera, Eulophidae. Gene Ontology annotation, cellular component: cytoplasm; mitochondrion. The transcript is spliced from 4 exons. The record is from RefSeq and is a predicted model, not a curated record. Bases 101 to 847 code for a protein of 248 amino acids.
ACAUGCUUGUAGGGGUACGAACGUAUUUGAUUGGCAACGUGGUAAAAAAUCCGUUAAUUUCGUCGAAAUAUUUUUAUUCUCAUUUUCUUUUCUAUAAAAAAUGGCACUUUUUGCUAGAGAUAAUUCCAAAAAAAAAAUAGAAUUUCCAUCUCGUGGAAUUAAUGCAAUUUUAUUAGGACCACCUGGGAGCGGCAAAGGAACUCAAGCACCUAUGUUAAAGGAGAGGUAUUGUGUUUGUCACCUUUCAACUGGUGAUAUGUUGAGAGAAGAAAUUCAUUCUGGCUCUGAUCUUGGAAAACAAGUUAAAAAAGUAAUGGAUAAUGGUUUAUUAGUAAGUGAUAACCUUGUAGUUGAUAUGAUAGAUAAAAAUCUUGACAAACCAGAAUGUAAGCGUGGAUUUCUUUUGGAUGGUUUUCCAAGAACAGUUCCACAGGCAGAGAAAUUAGAUGAAAUGCUUGAAAAGAGAAAAACAAAGUUAGAUGCUGUUAUUGAAUUUGGAAUAGAUGAUGAUAUUUUAGUUAAAAGAAUUACUGGCCGUUUAAUUCAUCCAGCAAGUGGAAGAUCUUACCACGAAGAAUUUGCUCCUCCGAAAUUCCCAAUGAAAGAUGAUGUCACUGGGGAACCAUUAAUUAAAAGAUCUGAUGACAAUGCAGAAGCAUUGAAAAAACGCCUUGCAGCGUAUCAUACACAAACUCAACCACUUGUUGAUUACUAUGCUCUUCGUGGUAUACAUAACUUUAUCAAUGCUGCUAAAGCUAGCAAACAGGUUUUUGAAGAUAUUGAUUCUAUUUUUAUGAAAUCAAUUCAUCAAGACCAGAAAAAAACUUUGUUCAGCAACUUUUUUUAAGUAUCACUUUAUCUGAAUCUUCAUUAGUAAUUUAAAAUAGGAGAUCAAUUAUCUUGAAAUCAAUGACUUUUUAUUUCAUUUAUGUAAUGGUUUUGCUGGAAGUUUAAAUUAUUAAUUUGAAGCAAGUGAUUAUAAUUUUUGCCAGAUAUGUAAUCGAAAUGUUAUUUGAAAAUGAGAUUUAAAAGGUUAAUUAAUGUGUAAUUUUAAUUUCACCAAAAUGCAUUCAACAUAUAAUGGUGUUGAUUUCACAUAAUAUUGUAUUGUCAUUUCUAAUUUUUAUUAACAUAUUAUGACUUAAAUUUUCAUGAAAUUGUGUUUAAGCAUGAUUUGGAUCUCAUUAAAUGAAAUAAUAAAAAUAUUUAAAUAUAAUUUAAAUAUUUAAUUUUUAAAAGUCAGAUUUAGGUUGUAGAAUUUAAAUUAUUUUAAUGCUCAAGAAUAUCUUCUAUAUCUUGUAUACAUUUGUCAU